CAGGACCUUAAAGAUCUUCCACCCACACAACAUCUAAUAAGCUCAGCGACUAUGGCCGGGCGAUUCCUAUACUCUCAACUCUUUGUCACACCUCCCAAACCUACCGUCUCUCACGCCGGGAAGACCGUCAUCGUCACGGGUGCCAACGUCGGCCUCGGCAAAGAAGCGGCGCGCCAGUUUACACAGCUCGGGGCCUCGACUGUGAUUCUUGCUGUCCGGUCACUUGAGAAGGGUAAUGCAGCCAAGAACGACAUUGAAGCCAGCACGGGACGCAACGGCGUUGUCAAAGUAUGGCAGCUUGACAUGGCAUCCUACCAGUCCGUCUUAGACUUUGCGGGAAAAGCAGAAAAAGAGCUGGACCGACUCGAUGUCGCACUGCUCAACGCGGGAGUUAUGCGUGGGCAGUGGGAAGUUUUCGAACAAGACGAGAGCACCAUCACUGUGAACGUCGUCUCCACAUUUCUCCUCGCCUUCGCUCUCGCGCCGAAGCUUGUAGAGACGAGCAAGAAGUUUAAUACGAGACCAAAUCUCACCAUUGUCUCGUCGGAGACUCAUGAGUUCGUUGGUUUUGCUGAGCGGCACGCUCCAGAGGGGAAGAUAUUUGAGAGGUUGAAUGAGAAGAUGGUGGACGGCAAAGCGGUUGCGCUGUCAACGCGAUACAUGGUGUCAAAGUUACUUGAGGUUCUCAUCGUGCGCGCGUGGUGCGAAAGGAAGUCUGCGACCGAAAUUCCAGUGACUAUCAAUUUCGUCAAUCCUGGAUUGUGCCAUUCUGAAUUCGGCCGCGAAGGUGGCUGGAGCGUGAUCAUUAUGAAAUUCUUCCUCGCUCGAACCACCGAGGUCGGCUCACGCGUUUUGGUCGCCGCCGCAUCCCUUGGUCCAGAAAGCCACGGCCAGUACGUGACUAAUGGGCGGGUUGAGGACCCGGGGACUUGGGUGUUGAGUCAGGAGGGACAUCAGGUGCAGCAGAGAGUUUGGAACGAACUGGUUGGCAAAUUAGAGGGCAUUAAGACUGGUAUAACGCAAACACUGUAAAAUUCUGCAAAGCACAGCGGUAAGGGCUGAUUUGAUCAGGUGUUGAGAGUUGGAUGUAUUUCACAGUAAUCCAUGAUAGGGGAUCUGAUCUUAUCAACUUUUCAGCAGUGGCUACAGCGUUACGAUUUACUUAGCCCGCCUUCUUCCUUUACGAUACCAUUGACCCACCUCUAUAGCCAACAACACGUAACGCAAUUUUAUGGGCUCCCGCUCGCUCACAAAUCAAUCUCAGUAGCCGGUCGAGCAAUAUUAGCACGCCAAUGGUGUGCAUUGACUGGAUCCUUUUGAUAAACAUUGACUUCAAAGAACCUAUUGUGCGUAGCACAUUUGAAGUUCUUAAAC
Molecule: messenger RNA, 1374 nt
Organism: Cucurbitaria berberidis CBS 394.84
Lineage: Eukaryota; Fungi; Ascomycota; Dothideomycetes; Pleosporales; Cucurbitariaceae
Product: NAD(P)-binding protein
Exons: 3
Coding region: 52-1032 (326 amino acids)
Source: RefSeq, a predicted model, not a curated record